AUGACCGAGCAGGAUACCGGUUCAAUACCGCAGACCAGUUUAUUGCAAAAAGUUGAGGCAUUAAAUUAUCAUAAUUAUCAAUUGCUCAUCAACCCAAAACAUAAACAAUCGGAUACCAUCAAACAUUUUAAAGAUCAGAAUAUCUUUCCAAUAUCUAGAUCGUCAUUGAAUAGAUGGAUUUCAAAUGAAGCAAAUAUAAGAGAAGAAUGUUUGAAAUUAUCAGAUAAAACGAAAGGUAAAACCAAAACUCGUAGGCCGCAUAAUCCAACUACUGGAAGAUUAUUGAAGUUUUUUGAGAAUGACAAAGUAAUGAAAUGUUUAAAGGUUUAUUAUCUACAACAUUUGUUAGUACAACCAGAUAUUGUUCCACUGGAGAGAGAAUUAUGCACUAUUUAUAAAGAGAUUAAGCAAUUAUUUGAUGCCAAGGACUUGGGAAAUGACGCAUUACUUGAUGUGUCUUCAUGGCCCCAUACUUUCAUGCAAUUCUUGGAACCACAAGUUGAAUCAAUUAAGCAAAAUUUAACGCAGCAGACAGAAAUUCAAAAGAAAUCGAAGAGUCUUCUGGCAGAAAGAAAUAGACUUAGAAAUACUCUUCGAGAAUAUAAAACGAGUGAAAUAUAUCAAUUCAACGAAUUAUUAUUCGAUAUCAAUAAUUUGUAUGAUUUGACUGAUUUCAACAAUGACAAAAUAUAUACCAAUCCUGUGGAUAACGUUAACCUUACUGGUGACAUGCGAACAAAUAAAACAAUCAGCUUGGGUAUAUGUUGUAAUAUGGAUGGGAGUGAUUUCAUUGAACCGUUGUUAAUUUCAAACUUGACCAAUAGCAAAAAUAUGUAUAAAAAUAACUCAACAAACGAAUAUUACUAUAACCCUGAAGGUUUAAAUACAAGAGAAAUAUUUAGAGAUUUCUUAACAACCUGGAAUACCAAACUAUCAAUCGAGAGAAAGAAAAUCGCUCUAGUGCUCGACACAUAUUUAUGCCAUUAUGGCUUAUUAUACGAGUUUUCAAAUAUUGAAUUUGUAUUUCUUAAUUCAAAGUUUGACAAGACAACAUCCUACUAUCAUAGAACUCAAUUGAAGCUACCAUUUUCAUUUGGACUCGAAAGAUUGAUAAAGUACAAAUUGAAGUUAAGCUUAUUUAAAAAGUUCUAUAAAAGAAACAUACCCUUGACUCGCUUCGAUGGAAUUGAUGUAAUCAACAAUGUCAAAACGAAUUACAGUUUAAUUAUUGAGGCAUUCAAAUGUGAAAAAUAUAAACGCUUUUUGCAGCUAGGCGUAACAGCUUCCAGGAUUAUUGAUGAAAUUGAAAAUGCAGGUGAAUUUGAAAAGGAAGAUUUACCUAGUCAAGUUACAGACGGAAAUAUUCAUAUCAAUGGUAAAAAAAUAUCACAAGCUAAGGAGAAAGAUAAGCCAUUGAAUAAAUUAUCUAACUACAUUAAUUCUAUUAUACCUGAAAAAUACAGCUCUAUUCACUUUUCCGAAAUUCAUAAAGUGUUAAUUUUCAAGGAUGAAGAAAAGCAAUUGUUGAAUUUUGUUAAAAAUAUAACGAAAUCAAUAGUUGAAUCAAAUCCAGGGGAAGAGUUUAACUACCGUCAAUUACAACAAAACAUAUUACACGAAUUUACCACUGGUCACAACGAAAAGAAAUACAACCAACCAUAUUCUUUAAAUGGUAUUGUGGCUCAUGUCAAGCUUGAUUUAGAGCAUCAAGUACUACUCAAAUCGUUAUACGAUGCGAAGACUCUGUCUUCUGAUUUUAAACAGGAAUUAAGAAUCGACAAUUUUUUACUAAACACCGUCCAGCCAUUCCUAUCCAAAUUUUCACACAGACCACUUCUAGACCAUACCGCUACAACCCAAUUGCAUAUAGGCGAUCUUAUUAAUAUUUCACCUGAGACAAUGAAUCUUUUCAAUCAAUUUUACAUAUCCUAUGUUAACGAUACUACAAUAAUCAAGCCAAAACUUAAUCCCUCAAAGAGGCAAUUAAACCUCAAUGAAUCGGAAAAAAAGCGAUUUAAACUGAGAGAACUCAUAAGUGAUGAUAGUGAUGAUAGUGGAAAUGAACUGGAUUCUAAUUUGCAGCAAAGAAAAAAUUCUGUUAUCUCUAAUUAUUCUCUCAAUUCUCUGUCUUCGCGUUACCGAGAUAACUUUUCUGAUUCUGAUUAA
Molecule: messenger RNA, 2166 nt
Organism: Debaryomyces fabryi
Lineage: Eukaryota; Fungi; Ascomycota; Pichiomycetes; Serinales; Debaryomycetaceae
Exons: 1
Coding region: 1-2166 (721 amino acids)
Molecular function (GO): nucleic acid binding
Source: RefSeq, a predicted model, not a curated record